Notodromas monacha is the source of this 2352-nucleotide messenger RNA. Lineage: Eukaryota; Metazoa; Arthropoda; Ostracoda; Podocopida; Cyprididae. The record is from the annotation of a GenBank genome assembly.
CUCAUCAAACAGGCGAUUUUCAUUCAUAUAGUCCGAGUCGAAAUUUCGAUGGAAACCUUCACUGAUACCUUAGCCUUCGCGCCAAAAUCUCGUGCGAGAGAAUCAAGCAUAAUCAGGCUCCUGCACUAAAAUAAAAAAAAACGGAAUUUAGCAUUCGUUCGUUUCCAGCCAGAGAUAUUCCUUGCACCUUGAAAACGAAAGGGUGUUUUCAGAGAUUUCACUGCACCGCAUCUGCGCAUUAAAAAAAAAUCCCCACAUUCUAGAAUGCUUUUAAAGAGAGGACUAUCAGCUUUGGAUUAUGUUAUUUUCGUGGGAUCCUUGCUGGUGGCAUUGGUCAUCGGAAUAUGGAGAUUUAUCAGAUCAAAACUAGUUGGCGAGGAGUUUGAAGCUGGACCCAAGACGCAAACCGCUGCCGAAGAAGCUUUCAUUUCGAAAGGAUCCAUUUUAAUUGACAGGAGCAUACAAAAUUUGAAGCAUCUGCAGAGCAAGGCAAACAAGGGAUGACUUGCCCUCUUUCCGGUGGUCCUCUCUUUGAUGGCUUCAUACAACUCUGCAAUCAUAAUCUUUGGACAUCCUGCUGAAAUCUAUGCAUACGGAGCACAGUACAUGGUGAAUUCUCUUGGCCUAAUAGGAGUUGCUGCAGCAUCUUUCAUUUACGUUCCUGUCAUGUACCCAUUGAACCUCAGUAGUUCAUUCGAGUACUUUGAAGUAAGAUAUGACGGAAAGCUAGUAAGACUCCUGGCAGCUUGCAUGUACUUGUUGUACAUGUCUUUGUACAUGGGAACUGCUUUGUAUGCUCCUGUCAUGGCUUUGUCUUCAAUGACAAACUUUCCAAAGUGGGCUGCCAUCUUGCUGGCGGGCGGCAUAUGUUCAGUAUAUUCCAGCUUGGGUGGCUUGAGAGGAGUUGUGUGGACAGAUGUUUUUCAAAUUAUCGUCAUGUUUGGAAGCAUGUUGACAACUUUUGUGUACGGAAUUGUGCAAGCCGGAGGGGUUAAAAAAGUUUACGACGUUAGCAAGCGGUUUGGAAGGCUAGACUUUUUCAACUUCAAUCCAGAUCCAUUCCAACGACACAGUUUCUGGCUCCUCGUGUCAAACACAGCAUUCCAAUGGAUAUUUGUGUACGGAGCUGCACAAGGUUCUUUCCAGCGGUACGUUAGCAUGCCGACGUUCAGGAAAGCGCAACUGGCUCUUGGGCUCAACGUUCCCAUUCUGCUGCUCAUGGCUCUGAUUUCCAAUCUGACUGGCUUAAUUCUCUUCGCAAAUUAUGCGACUUGCGACCCGAUUUUGACAGGCGACAUAGAAAAGAUUGACGAAAUAUUGCCCUUCUUUUUGGACGACAAAAUGGGGCAUAUCAACGGGAUUGCAGGGCUUUUCUUCGCCAGUUUGUUUGCUGGUGGUCUCAGCUCAGUGUCUUCCGGUUUGAACUCGUUGGCAUCAGUUGCUUGGGAAGAUGGGUUGAAGAUUUCCGGAUGGCCAGAUUCGCUGAGUGAACAAAAACAGGUUCUUGUGGUCAGGAUAUUAGGGUUCGGUUUCGGGGUUCUGGGUGUUGGACUGGCAUUCAUGAGCAGCACUCUGGGUAGCAUCAACCAAGUGAAUUUGACUCUGACUACAACAUUUGCGUCUCCCAUCAUGGCUAUGUUCCUGGCAUCCAUCUUUUUACCUUUUGUAAACAAGCCUGGGAUUCUUGCUGGAGCACUGCUGAGCUUCGUGAUGGCCAGUUGGGCGGGGUUUGGGAAGCUUUCCCGCAAGAUGCCACCGCCUACCAGACUUCCAUCCAGCAUUGAAAACUGUGCUAAUGAGACCGAGUCCAUGAUGAUGGCCUUUCGUCUUCAAUUCGACCCCUGGUUUUUGGCUGACAAUUCAACAGGCGAAAGCGAGGAACAAGUGAGAGACUUCUACCAUUUAUCGUAUCUACUGAAUCAGCAAAUGGGACUUUGGUCUGGUGUUUUUUCAAGCGUUUUCAUCAGCUUGGUGACAGUAUUUUUGAGGGUGCUGGGUCAUCCGCCAGUUGGUCAAUUCACGGUCGCCCACCCGCCGGUUGUCAAGCUUGGGUUGGUCCAACCACCAGCCAGGGCAGUCCUUGGCCUCACCAAUCCCCAGCCCACCAAACUGCAGUCAAGUCACCCAAUUGUUGGGGCACUCAAACAAUUGGGUGACAAGAAUCAUGCUGAUUCUUUCAGGAAUUUGUUUGGGUGCCCCAACAAUUGGGUGACUGGACUGCAGUUUGGUGGGCUGGGGAUUGGUGAGGCCAAGGACUGCCCUGGCUGGUGGUUGGACCAACCGGCGCUUGACAACUGGCGGUUGCGCAACGGUGAAUUGACCAACCAGCAGCUGACAGGACACAAUUUUUGA